Hemibagrus wyckioides is the source of this 7734-nucleotide messenger RNA. Its product is annotated as rho-related BTB domain-containing protein 2-like. The coding region runs from base 72 to 2264 and encodes 730 amino acids. The record is from RefSeq and is a predicted model, not a curated record. Gene Ontology annotation, biological process: small GTPase-mediated signal transduction. The transcript is spliced from 10 exons. Gene Ontology annotation, molecular function: GTP binding; GTPase activity; protein binding. Lineage: Eukaryota; Metazoa; Chordata; Actinopteri; Siluriformes; Bagridae.
ACCGUCGGCUUGUUGUCUUCACAUGAAAAUGAAGUUCACCGCCUGUUCCCGUCGGCGGCGAGCUAUGACCCAUGGAUGUCGUUUCCGCCUUUCGCUUACAGACAGCAGCCAAGCGGAUGCGCUUCUUCCCUCUGAUGCGGUCCCAUUUUAUGGAUUCUGAUAUGGACUAUGAGAGGCCAAAUGUCGAGACCAUCAAGUGUGUGGUUGUCGGGGACAACGCAGUGGGAAAGACCCGGCUCAUCUGCGCCCGGGCUUGUAACGCCACGCUGACCCAGUACCAGCUCCUCGCCACACAUGUUCCCACUGUCUGGGCUAUAGACCAAUACAGAGUCUGCCAGGAGGUGUGUUUCUCCAACCAGGUUCUAGAGCGAUCUAGGGACGUGGUGGAUGAUGUCAGCGUGUCCUUGCGGCUCUGGGACACGUUCGGGGAUCAUCACAAGGACCGUCGUUUUGCUUACGGACGGUCUGAUGUGGUGGUGCUGUGUUUCUCAAUCGCCAACCCGAACUCGCUGCACCAUGUGAGGACCAUGUGGUACCCUGAAAUCAAACACUUCUGCCCCAGAGCUCCUGUCAUCCUUGUGGGCUGCCAGCUGGACCUGAGAUACGCUGACCUCGAGGCAGUGAACAGAGCGCGGCGCCCGCUGGCGAGGCCCAUAAAAUCCAACGAGAUCUUGCCGCCAGAGAAGGGUCGUGAAGUAGCAAAAGAGCUCGGGGUCCCGUAUUACGAGACCAGUGUGGUCGCCCAGUUUGGUAUCAAAGACGUAUUUGACAACGCUAUCCGUGCCGCCCUGAUAUCACGCCGUCACCUGCAGUUCUGGAAGUCGCACUUGCGUAACGUCCAGCGGCCUCUUCUCCAAGCCCCGUUCCUCCCUCCCAAACCUCCUCCACCCAUCAUCACAGUGCCACCUCCCCCCAGCAGCAUGGAAGAGCACCCAGGGCGUCUACUGGAGGACCCUCUGUGCGCCGACGUCGUCCUCGUGCUCCAGGAGAGCCAAAGAAUCUUUGCUCACCGCGUCUACCUCGCCACGGCCUCAUCCAAAUUCUACGAUCUUUUCCUGGUCGACCAUCGGACUCCUGAGGAGAAAAAAGAGAGAGAUCGUGCCCGGGUGCCUCUUUCCGGCCGCGAGCUGCUGAUGAGAGCGGCCAGCUUUGACGUUUGCGAGAGCAGCGACGAAAGGGAGAGGGCGAACCUACGCGCCUGCACCAGCGACGGGACGCUUAGAGGAGGCGAAGGAGGUCGUCUGCUCCCGGCAUUCAGCCGAGCCUUCGUCAGCGUGCGGGAGGAAAUGGUGGACGAUCCCUCGACUUUUAACUCCAGGCCAAUGACUGUGGUGCACAUGGACCCGUCCAUGCAGCUGGGGCCGUUCAGGGCGGUUUUGCGCUAUCUCUAUACGGGGAAGCUGGAUGAGCAUGAGAAGGAACUGAUGCAGGUGGCUCACAUCGCUGAGCUGCUGGAGGUUUUCGAUCUCCGCAUGAUGGUGGCCAACAUCCUGAAUGAUGAAGCUUUCAUGAACCAGGAGAUCACCAAGGCCUUCCAUGUGAGGCGGACCAACCGGAUCAAGGAGUGCCUAGCUAAGGGAACCUUCUCUGAUGUGGUGUUCAAGCUGGAUGACGGUACUAUAAUGGCCCAUAAACCUUUGCUCAUUUCAAGCUGCGACUGGAUGGCAGCCAUGUUUGGAGGACCGUUCGUGGAGAGCUGUACUAAAGAGGUUUUGUUUCCAAACACGACCCGGAGCUGCAUGCGGGCAGUGCUGGAGUAUCUCUACACGGGCCGGUUCUGUUCUCGUCCAGACCUGGACGCCAUGGAGCUCAUUGUUCUUGCAAACCGUCUCUGUCUGCCUCACCUGGUUGCACUGACAGAGCUGUACACUGUGACUGUGCUUAUGGAGGCUGCUAUGAUGGGAGCUGAUAUUGAUGGAGAAGUACUGGUUUAUCUGGAAAUGGCUCAGUUCCAUGGUGCCCACCAGUUAGCUGGAUGGUGCCUCCACCACAUCUGCACUAAUUACAACAGCGUCUGCCGCAAGUUCCCUCGUGACAUGAAGGCUAAAUCCGCAGAGAACCAGGAAUACUUCGAGAAGCAUCGCUGGCCCCCGGUGUGGUACCUCAAGGAGGACGAUCAUUACCAGCGAGCUCGUAAAGAGCGGGAGAAAGAGGACUACCUGUACCAGAAGCGCCAGUGUAAACGCAAGUGGCUCUUGUGGAACCUUCCAUCCUCCCCCUCGUCCAACUCCCCGUCCUCUCCCGGGUCCUCUGCUGUCAUGUGAUUUAAUCAAGACCUAUUGAUCUGACCUUAACUGGAAAUGCAGGCAUCAGCAGAGACAGCCAUUUCAACAACCACAAAAAAAUAUAUAUACAGGCGAUAUCUUCUACUAAAUUACUACGCAGGAAUCAAAACAUAUUAAAAAAAAAACCCAGGAAGGUGAGCCAGAGAUUGUAGGACUCUUUUUUUUUUUUGUUGUUGUUUUGUUUUGUUUUUGUUUUUGUUUUUUUAAUCCCUCGGCUGUUCGGACAAGACCCAGCAGAUGAAACAGUUCUCGGUCUCGGUUCCUCAAAUGGCAGAUCUUGUAUUUACAGUAGUGGGAUUUCAUUUUCCUCUUCCCCCUCCCUCUGCCAGUACUACGGUGAUGUGCUGCAUGGACGAGUUAAACUGGGCUUUUCCCCAGUGGCACGACCGUGUAGUUUGGGAUCGAAUGACCUAUUGGCUCGUCCUGCUCUUGCGGAAGGGUAAUAGUACCCAACGGCCCUGACUGUGACUUCAACAGCGAACUGUUUCUCAUUUUUUACGAUGAUCAUUCAGAAAAGGGCUCGCAUUUUUCCUCGUCCUGUUUGGACCCUGUCUCUCUCUCUUUCUCUCUUUCUCCUUUUCUCCUAGCAAAAUCAGAGGUUGAUGACGAUUAUAGCCUUGUACACAACACACCCGUUAUUCAGAGCGCUAAAGGAAAAACAGUAAAAAAGCUCUGAAUACUCACCACUGUUCCUAAUCGCAAAGACCUCAAAAAUUCUCAGCUCCAAGAUUCAGACUUCUUGUGUGGGCACUUAGUAAAAUCUUAACCUCUACUUUACUUUAAGAAUGCUUACCCUCCGUCUUAAGAGAUGUCCCGCUGCACAAGCUUACUCCUUGUUGAUGCUCCUGAGAACCGGCAACAUCGUUAUGGUUAGAGCUAGCGUAUGAGCUAAACUCUGCGAAGCGGUAGAUCUCCAAGAAGAGGGCUCAUUCCUCUGCUUUAUUUUGUGAACACUGCACGUCACAAUCGCUCUCAGAUUGGUUAGCAUAAGAUAUUUACACAAUAGGCUCAUGGGCAGGCCCAUGACUAGGCCAUUUCGUAUUAGAAUGUAUUUGCUAAAAGUAUUACUGUUUAGUGUAGAGAGCACAUAAUGCUCAUGUCUUGGUCGUUUAAAGUUUAAGAGCUCUGUAGAGUGUAGAAUAUAACGCAAGCAAAAAAAAAAAAAAAAAAAAAAAGGUCCUCGUACGGAGUAGCGCUAAACAGCGAGGAGUUUACAGAAUGUGAAAUGCCACUAAGUUAAACCAAGCUUUUUUAAUAGAACGCUGUUUACAUCGCUUCAUUGGAACCUGUAUGAGAUGGAGAUCCUGCAAGCAUGAUGCAUAUUAAGCAGUUUCCAAUACAAAAAAGAUUAUUAUUAAUUCACGGCUUUUAUUCCUAGCGCUAACUGAUCUGCUCAUGACGCUGAUCGUCUAGUAUGGAGAACCGAAAGGGCGGAUAAUCGUUCGAAUAGUUAUUAUUGGUGUGAAUGUGAAAAGUCACAGUAGGCUAAGGAUGGCUAUAUAAUUCGAUCCCUCCAUGAUUUUGCGAUUGCAGAAAUGAACAAAGCCAAACAAACCUUUGGAGAAGCUUGCAAGAUUUCAAAGUCAACCUAGAUUUUCCGCGGAUUUGGAAAAGACGUCUUUCGAUUCGAAGUUUUCAAAGAAAUCCUGUUCUUGCAAUUUACACCGAAUCAGUUAGCAAAAUAGCACAAAAAUACAAUUAAGCCCAAGCAUUUUUGGCUACAACAGUCACAUAAAUACAUAAAUAGUGAAUUCCUGGAGGGACUGGUAUAUAGUAUCUAAUAAUAAAGUGAGUGGCCUUUGCAGUGUCUGUCAGAGUUAUAUAGUGAAAUAUUGUUUUAUUACUUCAGAAGAUGAACGAGUAGAGGUUGUAUUUAGCGAAUGGCGUUACUGAUUUCGAGAAAUCAAGGUGUGUAGGCACCAGCACAAAACCUCGUUCACAUCAACAGUCCAUCAGUUUUUGGAAAGCAAAGUCAAGAUUUUUCCAUCAGAGUCAAUCAGUUUGUGCCAAGAAUCAAAUAAACCAAGUUCAAUGCCUUUUUUUUUUCUAGGUCUAAGAGAUAAAUUCAGGAAACACUGGACUUAACUAUCUGUUCCAACCCAGGUUAUCUCCUACUAGCCUUUAGACUUCAUUACUUUAGGCUAUAACUGGUCUGUGAUCCAACAUCUGGGCUUGAUAGCUAAUAUCUGCAACUCAAACCAGAUGUUGGCAUUUGUGAAUGUAUACAAUAACCACCCAGCAUAUUUCCUCAUCUAGAACUCUGUUCCUGUAUAGCACAGGUGUCAAAUAACACAUUUAAAUCGAUUUAGAGGAAAGUUUGUGAUUGCAGAGGUAUUCGGCCCCUAUCGGUGUAAUUUUAGUUUUGUAUUUUUAAAAUAAAUUGUAAUAUAAUAAGCACAUUGUCAGUAUUUAAGGUUACUGUGUGUAUAGCUCUGUUUUGCCCCCUAAUGGACUAACAGAUCUUUUUCAGGACUGUUCAGGGCCACAAGACUAUUUUCGAACAGUAUGUUUGACAUCACUGCUCUAUAGUCAGGUUACUCUGAUUUUAACCGACUGGAGGGGGAAAAAAAAAGAAAGAAAAAUCCCCUCGACUGAGAAAUCGUCAACUCUGGAUGGUCUUCUAAACCCCCGAGUUCAGCAAGUAGCAUCAAAUCAUGAGUAAGAAGUACACCAAUCAGGCAUAACAUUCUGAAGUGAAUAACGCUGAUGAUCUCCUCAUCAUGGCACCUGUUAGUGGGUGGGAUAUAUUAGGCAGCAAGUGAACAUUUUGUCCUCAAAGUUGAUGUGUUAGAAGCAGUCUGCAGUGGUCAGUAUCUAUCAAAAGUAUCCUUUAAGUUCUGUAAGUUGCAAGGUGGGGCCUCCAUGGACACCUUGCAGCUUACAGGACUUACAGGAUCUGCUGCUAACAUCUUAGUGCCAGAUACCACAUCGCACUUUUAGGGAUCUAGGGGAGUCCAUGCCUCGAGGGGUCAGGGCUGUUGUGGCAGGUGGUCAUAAUGUUAUGCCUGAACGGUGUAGAACAUCUAAAGAACAUAAACACUUGUAUAAGGUAAGACAAAUUAGCUCGUUAAAUGUGUUUAUUAUUGCAUAUAUAGAUCACAGUUUGUGUGAUAGCAAAAGACAAACACGGAGGAAUCGAAAUCGAUGUAUUUCCGACUAGCGUUGAAUGUAGCGUUAAACUGCACAGUAGUAUUUAGACAGAGAAACUUCUCUAUUAAGAACCCCCGACCUCAAAGUACUGGUACAGAUGGAACACUAAAAGCUACACAAGAUAGCACUCCUUAGAUCCACCCUAAGGAAUCGUUAUUCAUCACAGGGCAAGACUCAUUCAAAAUAAAUCAGUCCUGAAGCUCGGUUUUGGAUUUAAAAAGAAAGACUUGUAUUCGAUUUAUGUCUCCCCCCCCCCAGUGUUUUAGAAAUGUAUUAAACUGUUUUGAAACUUCUAAACAUGAGCUAAAGCUGAGGCACGAGGGUGGAGUUAAAGAUUAGAUUCUUCUGAAGGUCAAGGAACUGUGGAGCUAUGAGAGAUAUCAACCUCAAAGUUCAGAUUUAUAGAAAUAGAAGAAAGCGGUUAGGCUUGUGCGAGGACACAAAUGGACUUCAUUACCCAUCACAUUUAUGUCUAUAUUUCACCGGACGUCCAUUCGCGAUGGUGACCACCAAAAAAAAAAAAAAAACCCAGAAUCAUUUCUUUCAAAAUGUAUUUUUUGAUAGGAAAACGUCUCAUCAAAUCUUCCCAGCUCUGUUAUCACAUAACUCCAUCUGGUUCCGUGUUAUCUCAUUCAAAUACACUUGUCUGCUGUAAUAUAGGUGGUAAUAGAGGCGAGGAUUCACCGAUACAUCAUGUGUGUGUGUAUAUAUAUAUUUUUUAAAAAAGAAGAAGAAGAAAGUGUUAGAGCUGCCUGUUCGGUUAGGGCUCUGUGAUUGUAACAGAAAUCAACUGUUGUUGUUAUUAUGAUCGAUAUUGUGCUUGUGAUGUCUUAAUGUGCUAAACAGCGAAGUGACGUUUUAUGAGAAAUCCUUAACUGUCUUACAGGAGCUGGAUUUUAUUCACCUUAAUGUGUGAUUAAUUCUGGGGGGUGAAUCAUUUACGGAUUUAACAAUACAGACUGAAACUGUACAGAGUUAAGCAUCACAAUAUAUAUUCAUAAAUAUUUUUUAAUCAUUUUAGAAUUUUUUUUUUUUUUUUUUUUUUUUAGCAUAUGAUACUUUGCUGCUGUCCAAUGGAAACUUUUCUUUUUUUUUUUUUUCUUUCUUUCUUUUUCUUUUCUUUUUUUAAAACGAGAUUUCAAUGAAUUUUAGACUUUCAGCUGUUCCUUUUCCAGAUCCUUUCUAAGCUAUUUGCUGUUUAUGUACUAACAAAACGAAAUGCAACAAUCAAAGGGGGGGGGGGGGGGAUGAUGUUUUCGUGGGACGGCAAUGCUUUUUAGACAAAAAAAACCCAAAAAAAAAACAUUUAGGAAUUUCUCAGUAAGUCUGCUGAAUCCAUAUCUGCUGCUGCAGUCGAGACACCUCAUGCCUUAAUGUAAAUGAUUCUCUUUGACAGUAAAGGGUUCUUUUCACUCGAUACUGUACGUGUUUGUACUGAAACAUGGUGAAACUAUACUAUACGUACCGACACAUGCUGCACACUGUAUAUCUGUUCAUCAUGUACUAGUGUCCGUACUACCAUACAUGUGGGACGUAGUGUGUGUUGACUGCUUUAUUAGCCAGCUUUAUUUCCAACAAGAAAAAGGCUGUGUGGGGGAAAAAAUGAAAUCAGCUGUUGUGAUGCCAUUGUAGCCUUUAAGGCCUUAGAAAAUUCGCUAAUGCAGUUUGCUGCUUCAUCCACCCCCCAUGACAGCCCAUGGCCCAUAAAUUCAAUGCAGGGAAUUCCUCUUCUAAAUUGUCUUUCAUUAUUUUACAGAUUCAAUGAAAUGCUAUUGAAGACUCGAUAGAUGCUGCUAUAUAUAUAUAUAUAUAUAUAUAUAUAUAUAUAUAUAUAUAGUCGUGCAGGUAACGGGAGUGUGUUAAGACUAGAAAACCUGUUAUGUGCAUGUACUUUCUGAAUGAAUGUUCAGCUUUAGAUUUAGAAUUAGAACAGUAAAAAAAACACACAUAUAGCUGACAGCUGAGCACUAUGCAGUAUAAUCUAGGCUAAUGUGCUAUACGAUACAUUGCACUCCGAUGCGGUUUUAGACUCUAAGGCACGCUUCGACUACGACUAUCGAUUGGAUUUCCAACCAGAACGUGUAAAAAAAAAAAAAAAAAGAGCAAAAUCCUGGAAAUGUUUCCCGUGUUCUCGGUGCUAACAUACCACCGCUGCGAAGAAGCACAAACCAAAGGGAGUACAAGCGCACCCCCAAGAGAUGUGUUUUUGCUGCACAAUCACAACUAGCUGCUCUGUCCAGGAGUCACCGAUGUUCAGUGGUUGAAUACAAAACUUGAAUGUUUUCUCAGUAUUAGCAAA